UUACCCGAGGAGCACCCUGUGCUGCUGACUGAAGCCCCACUCAACCCCAAGGCUAACAGGGAGAAGAUGACCCAAAUCAUGUUUGAGACCUUCAAUGUUCCCGCAAUGUAUGUUGCCAUCCAGGCUGUGCUUUCCCUGUACGCCAGUGGACGUACAACUGGUAUUGUGCUGGACUCUGGUGAUGGUGUAAGCCACACUGUGCCAAUCUAUGAAGGUUAUGCCCUACCUCAUGCCAUCCUACGUCUUGAUCUUGCUGGGCGUGACCUGACUGACAGCCUGAUGAAGAUCCUCACUGAGAGAGGUUACUCCUUCACCACCACUGCUGAACGCGAAAUUGUAAGGGAUAUUAAGGAAAAGCUCGCAUAUGUGGCUCUUGACUACGAGCCGGAGCUGGAGAAUGCCAAGAGCAGCUCAUCUGUGGAGAAGAGCUAUGAGCUGCCUGAUGGGCAGGUGAUCACUAUCGGUGCAGAGAGAUUCAGAUGCCCCGAGGUCCUCUUCCAGCCUUCCUUCAUUGGUAUGGAAGCUCCUGGCAUCCAUGAGACCACAUACAACUCCAUCAUGAAGUGUGAUGUGGAUAUCAGGAAGGACUUGUAUGGUAACAUUGUGCUCAGUGGUGGCACAACCAUGUUCCCUGGUAUUGCAGACCGUAUGAGCAAGGAGAUCACUGCCCUUGCACCGAGCAGCAUGAAAAUUAAGGUGGUGGCACCGCCUGAGAGGAAAUACAGUGUCUGGAUAGGAGGGUCCAUCCUUGCCUCCCUUAGCACCUUUCAACAGAUGUGGAUCUCGAAGGCGGAGUACGAUGAGUCGGGGCCAGCAAUUGUUCACCGUAAGUGCUUCUAAGCUCAAGGGACCUCUUCGUCUUCAUUCUCUGUAUCUGUUCCUCUCAUCAAUUCUGUUUCAUAUAUAAGCUACAGUGUUUGAGACUGCCAGCCUUUGAGCAGGCAGUGUUGUCGAUUUAUUCUUUUGUGGCUCGCUACAAUGCAUGCAUUGCUCCAGUUCCUUUCCAUACCAAGUUUGUUGCUAGUGGUGAAAACAACAAAAAAGGUUGGAAGUUAUCCAAGUACCUAGGAUAAUCUAUUUUGACUGUACUUGUGUGAGCCACAUUAUUGGUUCUCUUUGCACAUCCAUCUAAGAGAUAUGCAGCUCA
Messenger RNA from Panicum virgatum (switchgrass), 1147 nucleotides. Its product is annotated as actin-7-like. NCBI's taxonomy places the organism in Eukaryota, Viridiplantae, Streptophyta, Magnoliopsida, Poales, Poaceae. The record is from RefSeq and is a predicted model, not a curated record. The transcript is spliced from 4 exons. The coding region runs from base 67 to 840 and encodes 257 amino acids.